Messenger RNA from Ruditapes philippinarum (Manila clam), 749 nucleotides. RefSeq names its product adenylate kinase-like. Lineage: Eukaryota; Metazoa; Mollusca; Bivalvia; Venerida; Veneridae. The record is from RefSeq and is a predicted model, not a curated record. Gene Ontology annotation, molecular function: ATP binding; AMP kinase activity. Gene Ontology annotation, biological process: nucleobase-containing compound metabolic process. Gene Ontology annotation, cellular component: cytoplasm; mitochondrion.
GUGAUAUGCUCAGAGCAGAGGUUUCAUCUGGCUCACAGCUUGGUACCAAUCUAAAAAAAAUUAUGGAUGCUGGCCAACUGGUAUCUGAUCAGCUUGUGAUUGAUCUUAUUGACACAAACCUGAAUAAAGAAGAGUGCAAGAAAGGUUUUCUUCUAGAUGGCUUUCCCCGUACUGUGGCCCAAGCUGAAGCUCUGGAUAAUUUGUUAGAAAAAAGGAAUACAAGUCUAACGUCUGUUAUUGAAUUCAAAGUGAGCAGAAGUGAGUUAGUGAAGAGAAUAUGUGGACGUUUAACUCACCCUGCUAGUGGGAGAAUGUACCAUGUAGACUUCAAGCCACCAAAGGUUCCUAUGAAAGAUGAUGUGACUGGUGAAGAUUUGAUUCGCCGUUCUGAUGACACUGAGGAAAAACUUACUAAACGCAUGGAGGUCUAUGAUCAACAGACAAAACCAGUUGUUGAUUACUACUACAGGAAGAAUAUUCUUUCAAAUGUCGAUGCUGAUAAGCCUCCGGAGAAAGUUGGCAUUGCUGUUAUGCAGAAUAUUUUUACAAAUAUAAGACAGAGAAUGCGCGUUUCAUUACCUACAUCAUCUGCUGAAGAUUCGUAACAUACUUGUUCAUAGAAACAUUAAAUCAUUCCUGAGUAUUACAGGUCACAUAUGUACAACACCUUUUUGGUUUUUAUCAUAAAUUUCAAGUUAGUGUUUAUGUUUAAAUUAUGAACAGUUUGAUUAAAAAGUAUGUUUUGACCA